Molecule: messenger RNA, 8592 nt
Organism: Platichthys flesus (European flounder)
Lineage: Eukaryota; Metazoa; Chordata; Actinopteri; Pleuronectiformes; Pleuronectidae
Product: neuroblast differentiation-associated protein AHNAK-like
Exons: 3
Coding region: 154-8145 (2663 amino acids)
Source: RefSeq, a predicted model, not a curated record
UUUCAGCCCGCAACAGAUGAGGAGGAGGUUGCCUACGUCUCCCUGUUUUCGUAUUUUAGCAGUAGAGGUCGCUUUGGGGUUGUUGCCAAUAGCAGCCGCUCUCUCAAGGAUGUGUACCUUGUCCCACUAGGUGCAAAAGAAUCAAUCCCAUCGAUGCUACAACCUCUUGAAGGGCCAGGGCUUGAAAAAAACCGACCCAAUCUUCUGCUGGGUCUUGCAAUUAUCCAGAAGACAAAACGUCCAGGUGGCUUGCCUCAGGAAAUUGAAGAAAAGAGACCCAAAGUUCAAAUGUCCAAAGACCCAAUGUGGAUGCCAAAACCACCAGUCCUCUACGGUUCUAACAAAUCUGAGAUAUUCCAACCCUAUGAUCCAGAGACUCCUGCUACUUCUUUCCAUCCUCGUUCACCAUCUUGCCCUGGCUCACCAUCAGAUUCUUCGUCUUCUGGCUCAGUUACCGUACCAUCUCUUUUGACUUCUAUGAGAGUGACUCCUCCUGUUUCUUCCCCUUUUGGUGUUUCUGCAUCUACCUCCAAUAGCAUCUCGGACAAGAGAACCAAAACAGAAUCUAAUGACAAAACACCACUACAGACUAUUAUGAAAUCUAUUUACAGCAACAAGCAAACUGACUCUAUGGCCUCUGCUGAAGGAAGUUCUGCAGCAAAGACAUGGGUUAAAAACAAACAUGUGUUUUCUCACGUGUCUGGAUCAAUGGUGGAUCCAAUCGUCCAACAAUAUGGGCAGAAAUCCAAAGUGAAAAAGAUAGAAGUAGAGGAAAACUACUAUGACCGACCAUAUGACCCGGAGGAGGAGUAUGAUCCAGCCAUGGGAUAUGGAGUGGCUGCUCCACAGAGCAUUGAAAAGAUUAAGAAAGAUGGCCCUGCAAUAACGGGCUUCGUGGAGGACGAUAUAGCCUAUGAUCCAGAGGAUGAGACUAUCUUCGAAGAUAUUCAAAGUGAUACUCAUGUUACAAAGGCCCCUGUUACAACAUCAGCUUCGACAUCAAGCCUAGCACCACCUUCUACCCAGGUUGUAACACCAUCUGCAACUACCACUCCGGUGGAAACUACCCCAGCUGCAGUCAUGCCAACUCUUCCUACAGGCAUUGUAGUUGUCUCAGCUGCAACAUUGUCUGAACAGCAGCGCAUGCUCGAGGAGCUUAAUAAGCAGAUUGAAGAGCAGAAACUACAGUUGAAAGAGCAGGAAGAGGCACUACGUCAACAGAGAGAGGCUGUGGGUAUGUUCAUGGCAAAAUUUUCUGUUUCUGAUUCCAUGAUGUCUCCUCCACAAAAAUCUUUGCCUCUUAGUCAACUGUCAUCACUGCAGUGUGGCGUAAUGCAAACAGAAUCCAGGCCAUCGGAAUCAACAGACAAGACCAGCAUCCCCACAGGGGCUGUGGACAAAUUAAAUGUAGAUUCACAAUCUGUUGAGUUAGAACCAGCCACUCCCUUCCCUGCUUCUGAAAAUGACACAGAUAAUGUAGAGCAAGAUAAAACGCAAAACAAUGUUGAGGAAGGUGAAAAGUAUUCUUCUGCCGGAGAGAUUGAAGAUUCUGAUGUAGCCUAUGAUCCCGAGGAUGAAUCACUCUUUAAUUUAAUUCAAGAGGAUGUAUUUCAAGGAAGCAGUAUGCAGACAUAUGAUUCAACAGGGAAUAGUUCUAGCCGCAAGGGUGCUCUGCCGAAUUCAUACAACAGCAGAAAGCGAAAGUCGUCACCAAAGAGGCGGAGUCAUCGUGAAAGGGACUCCCAUAGAAGUCCUUCAAGUAGGUCACAGAGGCAUUCUCCUUCACAUUCCCAUAGACGUAAAGAUAAGGAUAGACACAAAAGAAGUGAAAGCGACAGGUCAAGGCACAGAGCUAGAAACCCGUCUGAACGUCAGAGUCGCCAUCGUAGAGAGCAUAGUACACGCCGUCAUUCUCAUGGUCAUAAAAGAUCUCCAUCGUCUCCUAUAAAAAGAGAUUCUGCGUCCCUUUCACCGAAACAGAAAAGAGGACCUUUUCCUGAAGUCCCUGAGAAAUCAAAUUCUGCAAAUGUCCCGAGUGAUAUGCUGGAGUUGGUUGAUGGACAAUCUGUUGAGAGUAACACACCAUCAUUUGCCCCUGUUACCAUUAAAAAUGACCCACUUUCUGAGUGCCCAGAUAAAGACAUUUUGCCUCAUUCACAUAAACCUGUCCAUAAUGUGAAGCUUGAGAUAUCAGAACCACCAAAAUCCCAUGACCUUCAAAAUGAUUCAGUCAGUGGUUCAUCUACCCCGGUGGAAAAAAAACCUCAACAGCAAACCGUGUUUCACAAUAAAUAUGAAAAUACAGUUCCUUUACGAGAAAUUGACCCACCCCUUCGAGAUUCUCCUCAAAGCCCUGAUCCAGAACCACAAUUCUUGAAACAUAGCAGCAUAGAAAAGAGUGAAUCCUUUAAGACUGAGGAAAUCAGAGAUCCUGAGACACAUAUCAAAGUCUCAAUGCCAUUUGUUAAAGUUGAAAAUACUUAUCUGCCUAUUGAUGCUGAAGCAACCGGGCCCAAUAUAGUGGGAAGUCCAAAAUCAAAUAUCAGAAAUUUGGAUUUGAUAACUCUACAUCUACAUGACUCAAGUGUUAGAGAUCAAAGUAUGAUUGAGGCAGAGAAACAGUCAGAAGGGGGGAAAAUCCAUCCACAAAUGUUGGGUCAAGGGGGGACAGAUUUAAAGCUAGCCAGAGACUCAGAUCAUCAAGGCCCUGAAAUAGACCAACUGUCAAAACAUUUAAGGAAUCCAGGACUAGAUAUGAAACAACAGAUAGAGUCAAGAGACACAGAAAUUCCAGGGUCUGAUAGGAGAGGAGCAGGCAUGCAAGGCAUUCGCCCCAGCAUUUGGGGUCCUGGGCCACACAUUAGAGACUCAGGGGUGAGGAGUCCAAUGCAAUCAUCAGACAGAUUGGGGCAUUACACAAGUGGUUCAGAGUCAAGAGACCAAAAACAAAGAGGCGAGAGUCCACAUACUAGGGGUACGAGAUCUGCUAUUAUGGGUGUAGAUAUAAGAGAUCAGAGUCCAGAUUUAAGCGGUGCGGGUCCAUCUCUCAGCGAUGAAAGAAGUGUUGGAAUGCAAUCAAGACACGAUGACAGUUCAGUUUGUGCACAUGCCGAACAUAUGAAGGAGCAACAGACAGAUAUUAGGGCUGAAAGGAGUAGGCAUGGUCUGAACACAAGAGAAUCAGACACUAUGCUUGAGCCUAAAAGGCUAAAUCUGAUGGGAGGGUUUGGUCAAGAUAUUGAUAGUAAGGUUGGCUCAGAUACAACAGGUGAUAAAAGUGAGUCAAGUGCACGGAGACCAUAUCAAUUUAGCCAAGGGGACAGAGGUCCCAUACCCCAAAUUACAAAUCCAGACUGGAGAGGUUCAGCACCAGGUGUGAUUGGUCCUGAUAUGUUUGGUCAUAGAAGUCAAAAUAUAAGCCUGGCUCCAACAGAUUCGACUGGCCUUGAAUCAGACAGAAAAGAUUGGAGAGGUACAGACAGGGCAAAUUUAUGUUCAGGUACAGGAAUGCCAUUUAUGCAAAAUGAAUGGAUGGCUUACCACCCUGAUAAGAGAGGAGCCAACCUGGAGACACAGGGGCCUGACAGAGGACAAAAGGCUUUGGAUUUCAUGGCACCAGGACCUAAUAUGGAGGUUCAUAUGCCUGACAGGAGAGGGCCAGGAGGUCCAGAUUUCAGGAGACCAGAGUAUGAAAGGAGAGAUCCAACAAUGGACAAUCUAGGACCUGGCAUGAGAGGACCAGUGGUUGCCAGGAGGGGUCUGGCUUUGGAGCAUCCUGAAACUGACAGAAAGGAUCCUGGUGGCCUACAUUUCAGAGGUCCAGGGCCUGAGAGAAGAGGCCCAGCUAUAGAAGAUCAAGGACCUGACAUGAGUGUGCCGGUGGAUGCAGAUUUCAGGGAACCAUGGCCCAAAAGAGGAGGGCCUGAUAUGGUUGGUCGAGGGCCUGACAAAAGAGACCCUGGAUAUCUGGAUUUCCGAGGUAUAUCUAUGGAGGGCGCCGGAACUCACAGGACAGGACCUGAAGGAAGAGGCCCUGCUAUGGAGGGUCCUGGGACUGACAGGAGAGGGCUUGAAGGUCCCGAUUUUAGAGGACCAAGACCUGAAAGGAGAGGUCCUGCUAUGGAAGGUACUGGGGCUGAUAGGAGAGGACCUGAAAGUCCAGAUUUCAGAGGACCAGGACCUGAAAGGAGAGGUCCUGCUAUGGACGGUCCUGGUACCGAUGGGAAAGGACUAAAAGGUCCAGAUUUCAGGGGACCAAGACCUGAAAGGAGAGGUCCUACUACUGAAGGCCUUGGGACUGACAGAAGACGGCCUGAGGGUCCUGAUUUCAGAGGACCAAGACCUGAAAGGAGAGGUCCUACUAUGGAAGGUCAUGGGACUGAUAGGAGAGGACCUGAAGGUCCAGAUUUCAGAGGACCAAGACCUGAAAGGAGAGGUCCUGCUAUGGACAGUCCUGGUCCUGAUAGAAGAGGACCUGAAGGUCCAGAUUUUAGAGGACCAGGACCUGAAAGGAGAGGUUCUGCUAUGGAAGGCCCUGGUCCUGAUAGAAGAGGGCCUGAAGGUCCACAUUUUAAAGCACCAAGACCUGAAAGGAGAAGUCCUGCUAUGGACGGUUCUGGGACUGACAGGAGAGGACCUGAAGAUCCAGUUUUCAGAGGGCCGAGACCUGAAAGGAGAGGUACUUCUAUGGAAGGUCUGUGGGCUGAUAGGAGAGGACCUGAGGGUCCAGAUUUUAGAGCACCAGGACAUGACAGGAGAGGUCCUGCUAUGGAUGGUCCUGGGACUGACAGGAGAGGACCUGAAGAUCCAGAUUUUAGAGGGCCGAGACCUGAGAGGAGAGGUCCUGCUAUGGAAGGUCCUGGGACUAAUAGGAGAGGGCCUGAAAGUCAAGAUUUUAGAGGACCAAGAACUGAAAUGAGAAGUCCUGCUAUGGAAGGUCCUGGGACUGACAGGAGAGGACCUGAAGAUCCAGUUUUCAGAGGGUCGAGACCUGAAAGGAGAGGUCCUGCUAUGGACGGUCUUGGGGCUGAUAGGAGAGGGCCUGAGGGUCCAGAUUUUAGAGCACCAGGACAUGACAGGAGAGGUCCUGCUAUGGACGGUCCUGGGACUGAGAGGAGAGGACCUGAAGAUCCAAAUUUCAGAGGACCAAGACCUGAAAGGAGAAGUCCUGCUAUGGAACGUCCUCGCACUGAUAGGAGACGACCCGAAGGUCCAGCUUUUAAAGGAACAGGACACGAAAUGAGAGGUCUGACUAUAGAUGGCCCUGGACCUGGCAGAGGAGGACCCGGAGGUCCAGAUUUCAGAGGGCCAGGAGCUGAGAACAUAAGUUUAUUGAUAGAGAGUCCUGGGCCUGACAUUAGAGGACCUGUGGGUUCAGAUUUCAGUGGGCUGAGACUUGCAAGAAGAGGUACUCCUUUGGAGGAUACUGGGAUUGAUUGGAGAGGACCUGCGGGUCCAGAUUUCAGAGGACCGGAGCCUGAAAUGAGAGAUCCUGCUAUGGGGGGUCUUGGAAUAAACAGGAGAGGACCUACAGUGCCUGAUAGGAGAGGUUAUUCUAUGGCCGGUCAGGGGCCUGACGUGAGAGGAAUUGAAAGUCCACAUUUAAGAGGACUAGGACUUGAAAGGAGCUGUCCUACUAUCGAAGGCCCUGGGACUGACAGGAGGGGACCCGAAUGUCCAGAUUACAGACCACCAGGAAGUGAAAGGAGACAUCCUGCUAUGGAGGGUCCUGUCAAACGAGGACCAGGGCAUCCAGAUUUCCAAGGACAAGAGCCAGAAAGGAGAGUACCAGCAGGUCCACACAGAGGGCCUGGCUGUCAAGGUAGAGGUCACUCUGUGGAGGGACCUAACUGGAGAGGAGGACCAGGAAAUCAAAAUGCUGGUGGACUUUGUCCUGAUAAGCCAGGCCCAUAUAUGGGGCUUUCUGGGCCUGACUCCAUAGGAAUGGGACAAGACAGACCACCUGGUACUCAAAGUCAGGGAAUGGGAGGACUACACUUCAGGGGUCCAGGGUCUGACCGAGAGUAUCCAAAUAUGGAGGGCCUAGGGCCUGAUAGGAGAAUGGCAGGUGGUCCAAACAUGAGGGGACCAGGACUUCAACAUCCAGGUUCAAACAUACAGGAGCCAGGGCCUGACAGAGGGAAUUUCAUGGGUUCUGGGCCAGAGAGAAGGCCUCCAGAUAUGAAGGAAAAAGAUAAUAGUAUGAAUUUUCCAGGACCCCCACAGUUCAUGGGUCCUGAACUAAAAAGAUACCCUCUAGAAAUGGAUGGCCCAGAGUUUGGUAGGAGAGGUCCACCCUUCAGAAGCAUGGGGCCUGAAAGAGCUGUUUCGGAGGGACAUGAUACUGGUCCAAGAGGUCCAGAUUUUGGGGCACCAGGUUGUGAAUUCAGAGGUCCAGACAUUGAGAGCCCAGGCCCUGGUAGGAGAGAAUCACGAGGCACAGGCUUCAGGGAACCUGGACCUGAAAGGAGACGAUCAGUUGGUCCAGACAUGGGAGGCCCAGGCAUAAAACCGAGAGGACCUAAUACAGAAGGUCAAAGGCAUGAUAGAAGAAAUGACUGGGGAAUGGCUGAUUUUGUGGACUCAGAUGCUAACCGAGAAAUCCCAGGUAUAGAGGGUCCAGGAUCUGAUAGAACAUGUCGAAAUAUGAGGGGUCCAAGGCCUAUCGGGAGAAAUGUUAAAAGACCAGGGCCAGAUUCUAGCCAAAUUCGGGGAGAGAAAUUGAGGGACGCAAACAUACAAGAACAAUGGUCCGAUAUGAGAGGGCCAAAUAUGGAGGCUGUCAACAAUGAGCAAGAAUAUUCAGGAGAUCAUUUGGAAAGACAUGGCAACAGGGGCCCAAUACCUAUCCAUGAAGGUCCAGAUGAGCAGGGCCAAGAACGUGGGCAAGGUCUUCAAAGUGAAUGGAGAUGUGCUGGAGAGAGGGGUCAAACACCAGUACAGGAACAACACAAUUUUAGUUUUCCAGGGCCUGUUAUGGGUCCACAAGAUGAUUGGAAUGCUACAGGUUGCGGUGGUCCAGGGCCUUUCCAAGAUAAUCCAGACAUGAUGUACCAAGGUCCAAGGGGAGAACCUGGAAAUGAACAGAGAGAGCCUGAUAGACGAGGUGCUGGGUCAAACAGAGGUGGACGAGGGACAUAUUUUAGAGGAGAAAGAGAUCCAGAUAAUGGAACAAAAAGCCUUGAUGGAAGAGGUUCAGGUUUUGUGGGACCAGGGACAGAUAUGAAAGGGGGUCCAGAUAUGGCAAAUGACUGGAGGCAGCCAGACUUCAGGGGGGAUAUGAGAGGGCCAAACAUGGAAGGACCUGGUGCACAUAGGAGAGGUCCAAGAGAAUUUGAAGACUUUAAUAGAAGAGGUUCAAGAGGUUCAAAUUUAAGACGACCAGAACCUGUAAACAGAAGUUUAGACAUUGAGGGUCCAGGGGCUGAUGGAUUGUUUUCAGAUUGUGGGGGGCUAGGAUCUGGUAGGCGAGAGGCAGACAUGGAAAGCCAUGGACCAGGUAGACGAAGAUUUGAGCAUGAGUUUAGAAGGGAGAAGAGAGGUCCACACAUGAGACGGCCAGGGCCUGAUGAAAGUCCAGAUGCAAGACAUUGGCCUGGUAGGUGGGAUCCAAACUAUGAUGUUCCUGGGUCUGAUAGAAGAGGUCCAGACAUGAUGGGCCAGGGUUUAGACUCCAGUGGAUCUGAGCCAGCCAUGAUGAAUGACAUGCAAGCUAUAAGACAUUCCGAUGAAUCUGCAUCAUGUCAUUUCAAUAGUCCACAUCACAUGAACAGAUUCCAAGGUCCUAGUAAUCCACACUCUGCAGUGUUCAAUGGAGCCCCAGGUUUUCCUUCAAACAGUGGAAAACCACAGAGACCUAGAGCAGCCUUACUUCCCACUCCAUCAGAGGGUCCUAUGCGCUCCCCAAAUGUGAUCAACCAUUCUAAUGUCUUCAGCCCGAAACCAAAACAGAUGCAUUUCUCUGCAGACAGGGAGUGGAGUAGAGAUAGAGCAGUGGGUCAAAACAGACAGUUAAGCCAAGGGCAAAGAGAAGAGCAGGAGAAAAGUCCUGCUGGUAAAAUUAGCACAUUGGCAGAUGCAAACACAGGGUUGGGAAAUGAAAAAAGGCCGGAGAGUAGUGAAACUGAUAAACAAGGGAUCAGUUGAAGUAUAAAUAGGGACGGGAAUAAAACAAAUGUCAAGCCAGGUUAGAGGAGGGCAAAAAAUCGAAAUGCUUGGGCCCCCUCAGUGCAGGGGAUGGAAAGAGAUACGACAACAUAACCACACUGAAUGUAUCAACGGUCAAAGCCAUGCAAGAUCACACAUUGUUGCUUGAUAUGGAAAUGCUUAGGAUAUUUCAGUUCAUGUUGUUGUAGUUUUGUGUUAAAUUAAUCAUUUAUUUUUGUUAUUUGGUGAAAUGUCUCUUAAACCUAACCAGCUGUGAAUUUCCCUUCGAAAACACAGAAUUGUUUUGUACAGAAAAUGUACAUUUUUAGUUUUUUUUUAACAUAGCCAUAGUGUCGGUACAGUAACCUUGAUCUGGCUUUUAUGUUCCUCUGCUGAUACAACGUAGCUUGUUUCAAGUAAAUAAAGUUACGUAUACCUUUUUUAAAA